CCUCUGACGUCACAGCAGCGCAUCCGCCCGCGGACAAACAGUCAGCUGAUAAUCGGGACAUUUGAGUGAAACAUUAUCAAACAGCUGCAGCGGACAGACAGACGAUGCUGUGUGUGUUGGUGUGUGUGUUUUUGCUCUCCGGUCCGGCAGAAGCAGCCCGUCUGCUCACAGACUCUCCGAUGCCCACCGACGCUUUGAUGUACGAGAGCAGCUGGACCCUGAAGUACACAUGAACAUUUCAGAGAUCAUCAGGCGGUGGGGCUACCCUGCAGAGGAGCACGAGGUGGUGACGGAGGACGGAUACAUCCUGACCGUCAACAGAAUCCCACAGGGACUCAAACCCACCACAGGUGUGCGCCCGGUCGUCUACCUGCAGCACGGCCUCCUGGCUGCGGGCAGUAACUGGAUCACUAACCCUCCUAACUCCAGUCUGGGCUACGUGCUCGCUGACGCCGGGUACGACGUGUGGCUCGGAAACAGCCGAGGAAACACCUGGUCCAGGAAACACAAGAACCUCAGACCGGAGCAGGACGAAUUCUGGAGGUUCAGUCAUGACGAGAUGGCUCUGAAGGAUCUCCCGGCUUCUGUAGACUACAUCCUGAAGGUGACGGGUCAGGAACAGAUCUACUACAUCGGACACUCUCAGGGGACCACAAUAGCAUUCAUGGCGUUCUCCUCGCUGCCUGACCUCGCCAGUAAGAUCAAACUGUACUUCGGUUUGGCUCCUGUAGCGACCGUCGAGUUCACCGAGAGCCCGAUGACCAAACUGUCUGUCCUGCCCGAGUUCCUCAUCUGGGACCUGUUUGGUAAGCAGGACUUCAUGCCUCAGAGUCACAUGAUCGAGUGGUUUGCGGAACACGUGUGUGGGAAGACGAAGCUCAGAGAGCUGUGUGGAAACAUCUUCUUCAUCCUCUGUGGCUUCGACGAGAAAAACCUCAACGUGACUCGCACUCCAGUCUACACCACACACUGUCCUGCAGGAACCUCAGUGCAGAACAUGGUCCACUGGUCCCAGGCCGUUCACGGAGGACGGCUGAGUGCCUAUGACUUUGGAGUUGCAGGAAACAUGAAGCACUACAACCAGUCCACCCCCCCUGUGUACCGCGUCCAGGACAUGAAGGUCCCCACCGCUCUCUUCUCGGGGGGACAGGAUACGCUGGCGGACCCCAAAGACGUGGCCAUCCUCCUCACUCAGGUGACCAACCUGGUCUUCCAUAAGCACAUCGAUCACUGGGAUCAUCUGGAUUUCAUUUGGGGCUUGGACGCUCCAGAGCAGAUGUUUCCAAGCAUCCUGAAGCUGCUGCAGGAACACCGCUAGAGGGCGCCAUACUUACUCUGUGUGUUUGUGUGUGUGUGUGUGUGUGUGUGUGUGAUACUGUGAUCAUGUGCACACCUAUAGUACAAUUAGGGUACCACAGCUUUAUGUGAAAGGGGAACAGUAUGAACAACUUUUAAGGUUUUAAUAAGUAAAUUUAACAAGUGCAUUUUAUAGAUGUGUGUGUGUAUGUGUGUGUGUGUGAGAGUGUGUGUGUGUGUGUGUGUGUGUGUGUGUGUGUGUGUGUGUGUGUGUGUGUGUGUGCGCGCAUGACUUUACUUGAGUUUUCCCAUUUUAAGCCACUUCGUUUUACUCUUUCUUCACGUAUAUGUACUGUACUUCAAUCAGGGUGUAACGAUACGCUCAACUCACGAUACGAUUUUUAUUCCAAAAAAUUAGAUUGAAGUCGAUUAUUUGGAUAAUCAGGAUUCUUUUAUUACAACUCUUUGGCAGUAAAAUGGUUAAUAUAUACAUUUUAUGUUACUUUUACGCCUCUCUUCUUCAGCUACUGGCAUCAAUCAAGAGAAGCCAAAAGCAUCUACGCCCUCUACUGGUUAAAAAUGAGUAUUGCAUUUUUUUUUGUCUAAUCGAUUUAAAUCGUCCUUUAUUUGUUUUUAUUUUUAAAUGUAUCGAGAGGUAUCGUUACACCCGUAUACUUCAGUGUUAACCAGCUCUGUUCUGUAAACUGCUGAGCUCAGAAACAAAGCUGCUGUCGGAAAAUGUUUGUAAACAUUAGACAUGUGAAUUAUUUUAAACUUUUUAGACACUAUUUGUUUUUUAUUAACUCUAAACUGUCAUGUGACCUGCAGAAACACGAAACAGUGUCACAGCCUCAUUAAAUAUGUGUAGGUUUGUUUUUGUGUUCAACCUGUGAGGAAUCAAACUUUCUGCUGGAUGUCAGAACGUCUUUUAUUUUAUUUUAUUUACUCAAACACAGUCAGUUUGAUAACAGUAGCACUUGAAGGCUGUUUGAGGAACUGCAGUGUCAGCUCCGAGGCUGCUGAUUGGUCGAAACUCAGUUUUAGAUUUAGAUGUUAAAAAGUGGAUUGAUAGCAAACAUGUUAAUCUGACUGAAAUCCUACUUAUAUGAAUUUAUUAAAGUUGGACUAACACACCUGGGUAACUUGGUUGGGGGUCGAUUUACUCUUCAAUGUUUACACCUCAAUCAGACCCAAACUGGAAUGGGCGUUCUGAGCAUACUCCAUAGAUCCCGUGCAAGGCUUUGACCCGGAAGUCUACGAGCAUAAAUAUGUAGAAGAAAACAAGACGAAGAUAUCAACAUGGAGAGUGUUAGCGGUUAGCCGCUUGCUAGCAUGUUUGUCGAUUGUUUGGUUUGUGACGUUAUAGGUCAACAGGGAGAAGGUCCAGAUAGGUAUGAGCUCAAAGGGAGUGUAUCCAAGACCUCAGGAAGUGCGCCGGCCGUUAAAGACAUUUUUACCUGGUGGUCGAUCCUGGUACUGCAGCGUCACGUGAUGCCAUUGGGCCCAAAAUAGACUUUUUCCUGUAAGCUAAAAUUCAUCAUUACAUCCUAAAAGUUGUAAAAUGCAACUGAAGGCAAAUCAGGGAUAUUUUUGUCGACAUAAUAAACGCAGAUCAGAGACUCAAAGUGUUCAUGCUCCAUGGUCCCAGAACGCGGAAAGGUCCGGGUUCUUCUAAACGCUGGAGUCUGACUUUUUAUUCUUCAUGGGUCACUGAGCAGCUUUCAUAGGAAUGAACGGGUCUCCGCCUCCACCGCUGUUUCCACAUCCAUAAUCGUCCCUGGGUGCUCGUAUGCUGAGAAAAGUACGGUAGAAGUAUUAAAUGGACUAAUCCGGCUGUCUCUGUAGCUCGAGUGUUUUUAAGUGGUGUAGUUUAAAAAAUUGACGACUGAAAGCCCUAAAGUUACAAGAAUGCUAAAGUUAGCAUUAGCAUGGUAGUUUGCUAAUGGUAGCAAUCAAAAACAAUGAUACGACUUUAAACAACGCCACCAAAUAUAUAGUUAUGUUGAUAUAAAGACCUGUCAGUCAUUUGGAGGGACAGCAGCAUCCAAUCACGCAGGUUGAAUUGAGGUGGGCGGGGCUAAUGUUUCUAAACAUUAAGAUCACCGACUGUGGCUUUAAAAUAAUAUCAGCAACGCAUUUUAUUUUGUUUCAUCUGAUGUGUUUGUUAUGAAUGUGAAACUGAUUUUAAUCAAACUCUUCAUAAAUAAAUCUCAAUUAUCGAAAA
Molecule: messenger RNA, 3520 nt
Organism: Labrus bergylta (ballan wrasse)
Lineage: Eukaryota; Metazoa; Chordata; Actinopteri; Labriformes; Labridae
Gene: lipf
Product: lipase, gastric
Molecular function (GO): hydrolase activity, acting on ester bonds
Source: RefSeq, a predicted model, not a curated record